GCAGUGUAUACACUCAAUCAAAAAAGUUGCCUUGCUUUUCAACACAAAACUGUGAAGUCCGGCUUUGCCAGUGUUUCAAAAUGUCGCACAGUUUCCGUCUGCUUUUACCGCUCUUGCUCACCUGCCUCGUCGCCGCCUCUUCGCUCGGCUUGGGUGCAGAGCUGACCUCACCUUCGAUCAUUUCUCCAAACAAGAAGGACAACACCAAAGUUACCCUCACCGUCCGCAGUGGGCGCGUGUCCAUCCCGCUGCAAUGGGAGGACGACAAGGAGGUGUUCUUCGAGUACACGGGGCGCUUUUACGAAACCGACGACAGCGGCCCGCUGCUGCCGGGUCCGACGCUGAGGGUGAACCCUGGUGGCAAGAUUGUCCUAACACUCGUGAAUGGGCUCGGCAAGGAGGAGGCAGAGAACGCGACGAUGCUCAUGAACGCGUUCCACGGGCCGAACAUCACAAACAUGCACUUCCACGGCAUGCACAGCGACCCCAAGAAGGACGACCCCUUCACGGUGUACCACCCCGGUGAGUCGCACGUGUACAAGAUCUCAGUGCCGCGCGACCACGAACCGGGCCUGCACUGGUACCACGCCCAUUCGCACGGCGCCACGUACUACCAGAUUAUGGGCGGCCUGUUCGGCGGCAUCGACGUGGGCGAGGGCGACUUCCUGACCUCCCCGGUCCACCCCUUCCGCGGGUGGGACUCGCAGCUGCUCAUGGUUCACCUGUACCGCCUCGGCGCCUCGCACCGGUGCGACGGGCUGCCGCUAGCCACGAUGGACGCGGAGAUGAGCUCGCUGCUGCCGUCGAACCCGCAGUUCGUGGACCCCAAGGGCAAUACGUACGACAUGCCGUCCGACCUGUUCCUUGUGAACGGCCAGCACCGCCCCACCGUGACGGUGCACCGCGAUCGCCCGAUGCUCCUGCGCAUGGCCUUCGCUGCUGGGUCGUGCUUCCUGAACAUCUCGCUGCCGAAGCAGUGCGACUUCCACGUGACAGCGAUCGACGGCGUGCAGCUGCGCCGCACUCGCGAGGUGGUGGAUCACUGGCAGUACUUCGCUACUGCGACCCGUCGCGAGCUCGCGGUUGUGUGUCGCGAGGAAGGCACGUUUCCCGUGCACCACACCGACAAGGACUCCGACAUCGUCUUCUACAUCAAGUCGGAGGAGCCGAAGAAGGAUGACCCCGUCGACGUGACCUUCCCUGUCACGAUGCCGAAGUACGCGCCGGAUUAUCUCCAUUUGAAGGGCCGCAAGAAGUUUUCGCGCGAUAUCACGCUUUCGCAGGAGGGCCUUCCGGAUCCAAAGCCGUUCUACGUUUUGGGGCAAGGCACGGAUUGCCACUCGCUGCCAAAUUCGUCGUCCUGUUACGUCGAAAGCUUCCAGGGUCGGAUCGGAAGUCGUCUGGAGGGCUUCCGCGGCUUCAUGGUACCUUUGCAUACUGUCGUGACAGCGCGUUUGUUUGGCGAUCCGACGGACAAGCGUCCUCACCCCUUCCACUUUCACGUCAACCACUUCCAGUUCCUUUCCUUUGAGCCGCGUGUGGGCGGGCAGCACGAGAACCAGACGAUGGAGAUGUACGGCGUGCUCAGCGGCGACUACCGCGACACAAUCCCGAUCCUGGACGGCGUGACGAUGAUCCGGUGGCAGGCGUCGACGUACACCGGCGAGGUUGCGUACCACUGCCACGCCCUGCACCACGAGGACCGCGGCAUGAUGUCGUCGUAUCUCGUCUACUCCCCGUUGGAUGAAAAUGGGAAAGCAAUUGCAGGGAGGCUAAACGAGGCGUCUCAUUGGCUGCAUCGCUCGCACGUUUACAUUCUGCUGUUUGUCCUCGCACUUGCAUCUGCGGCGGCGCUGGCGUGGCGAAUGCUGCACCACCGCAGGAUGAGUGAUUUGGCCGACGUGCAGCAGACCAUCGACGUUCACGCGGGCAACGGCUCUCCCGGUGAGAGCAUCCCGCUCAUCCCUCGACCCGCGUAA
Molecule: messenger RNA, 1979 nt
Organism: Leptomonas pyrrhocoris
Lineage: Eukaryota; Euglenozoa; Kinetoplastea; Trypanosomatida; Trypanosomatidae
Exons: 1
Coding region: 81-1979 (632 amino acids)
Molecular function (GO): oxidoreductase activity; copper ion binding
Source: RefSeq, a predicted model, not a curated record